UUCCCUCUCAAAACCGCUCUGCUCCAAAACCUCCAUGAAAUCCGUUGCAUGUAACAGUGACUAUUAAAAGCAAAGAAAGAGAAGAAAAUGAUAAUGAUGUGAUGGAGAUAGUUUAGUCACUUUCACAGCAGCUUUCCUCUCCUUUUCUGGCUAUCUGUUUUUAUGGCUCUCACUAUCUAACCUCUUCAUGUGUUUUUGAGCUUUUCCUCCUCCUCAAGUCUUCCCUCUUCCUUUUCCUCCCCCAAAACAUGGGUGAGGAUGAUGGCAGAUUUCCUAACCUUUUCGACGAAUCUGAGUUCGGAGACCCAAACCAGCUCACCAGAGCUGCCUCCCCUGUUGAUCUCUUCACCAUCUUAGAGACCCUUGAGAAUGCCUCAGACUUUGAUUCUCUUACUUCCCUUGAUGAAACUACUGUUCUCCUCAGCCCCAAAGAAGCCGGAGAACAGGCAGAAGCAUCCCAUGCUCACAAGAGGCAAAAGCUAUCAAGGCUGGUGAUAGAGAAAGCAGUAACCAACAGCCUACACCCCAUGAAUGGUGGAUCCCAUAUGGAGACUAUCCCUAUGUGGGAAGAGAAUCCGGACUCCAACCCAAAUGGGCAACAAAGAAUGUUCCACAUAACGGUGGAGAGGAACCGAAGAAAGCAAAUGAACAAGAACCUCUUGCUCUUACGCUCCCUUGUGCCUUCCUUCUACCUCAAACGAGUAGAUCAAGCAUCAAUAAUAGGAGGAGUGGUGGAUUACAUCGAUGAGUUGCAGCAAAUUCUACAGUCACUGGAAGCAAAGAAGCAAAGGAAAGUUUAUAGUGAAGUUCUAAGCCCAAGGCUUGUUUCAGUUGGUCCAAGACCCUCACCACUGAGUCCACGAAAGCCAUCACCUUCACCUCUAAGUCCUAGAUUGAGCUUACCCAUAAGCCCAAGGACCCCUCAACCUGGCAGCCCUUACUUACCCAAAUCCUCUCCUUCCUCCUCUCUUGAUAAUAUGAAUGAGUUAGCCGCAAACUCGAAAUCCACCAUUGCAGAAGUGGAGGUGAAGUUUUCAGGGCCUAAUGUUCUGUUAAAGACUAUAUCCCCUAGGAUUCCUGGCCAGGCUGUGAAGAUAGUGGCUGCAUUGGAAGGCCUUGCCCUUGAGAUUCUCCAUGUAAGCAUCAACACAGUGGAUGACACCAUGCUCAACUCCUUCACCAUUAAGAUUGGAAUUGAAUGUGAACUUAGUGCUGAAGAACUGGCAAAUGAAAUUCAGCAAACCUUCUGCUAGCUCUUAUAAAGACUGGGUUUAGUCCACUAACCCUUAACUCAUCUUUCUCUUUGCCUGAGUUCCUUCUAUGAUUUCAAGAGAAGUGGCAUCACCAUAUACUGUGUAGAAGCAAAUGUAACUUGACAGACCAUGACUAUGUUGGGUCUUUUCUUCUUCCCAUCUCCAUUGUUACCCCAAUUUUAUAUGAUUGCUUUUACACAA
Messenger RNA from Macadamia integrifolia, 1454 nucleotides. Its product is annotated as transcription factor SPEECHLESS-like. NCBI's taxonomy places the organism in Eukaryota, Viridiplantae, Streptophyta, Magnoliopsida, Proteales, Proteaceae. Gene Ontology annotation, biological process: stomatal complex development; positive regulation of DNA-templated transcription; guard cell differentiation. The coding region runs from base 249 to 1253 and encodes 334 amino acids. Gene Ontology annotation, molecular function: DNA-binding transcription factor activity; protein dimerization activity. Gene Ontology annotation, cellular component: nucleus. The record is from RefSeq and is a predicted model, not a curated record. The transcript is spliced from 3 exons.